AUGAACAUGAACAACACGGAUAUCGAUGCCCGAGUGAUGAAGCGUGAGGCUAAGGAGAAAUGCAAGCUCAUAGUCAACUCUCUUCCGAAAGGACUCAAGAACAAGGUCCAGAAUGAACAGGACUACCGUGUCCCGGAAGCUAAGAGCGACAUCCGGAAACUAUACGAGCUCGUCCGUGUCAAGGCUAAGAAACCGGCAAUUGAAGAACGGGCCUUGAAGAAAGCCAAUCCCGCACGCAAGAAAAACGAACGGAAGGAGCAGAAGAGCUCUGGAAAUCACCAGAACAAACGACGUGCUGAACAAAAUGACAAUCGAAUGGUCAAGAAGGUGAAACAGAAGAAGGAUUUGGAUUGGAGCCAGCAGAAAGGUGGCCGUUCGGAGCGCUCAGCCACAAAAGGGGCGCCUAAAGAAGGUUUUUUCAUUGUGGUGGAGCCCAUUACCUCUUUAAAUGUCCAACAGCAACCCCAGUCAAAAAAUGAAAAGCUGCUUAUUUACCACAAAAAAAGACAGGGAAGACUCAAGCAACAAAGGGAGGCACCGAUAAGUAGAAACGAAUUGGUGAAUGCUUUCCCAAGCAAGAUCGAGUUGUUGUAUUGGAAGAUGAAGUGGAAGUCCCGGUUUGCAUUGACAGUGGAGCAGAUCGGUGUUGUCUGGAUGAGAGCUGUUUUGAUCGAUUGGUACAUGUGA
Molecule: messenger RNA, 687 nt
Organism: Phytophthora nicotianae INRA-310
Lineage: Eukaryota; Oomycota; Peronosporomycetes; Peronosporales; Peronosporaceae
Exons: 2
Coding region: 1-687 (228 amino acids)
Source: RefSeq, a predicted model, not a curated record